UCACGUUGGUGGAUUCAGUUCUUGGUGAAAAUGUGACAUUUACCUGAACCGCGGUGCUAAUGUACGACAGUACUGAAUACGUAUCACGAUUCGAUAUGUUCAAGCUUUUCAGCGAAAUGAAUUUACUGGGUAGCGAGAUGUAUUAGGAAACAUGUAGCGGCAGGCUAACAAAUUUAGACGACUUUCCAGUUGGCUUUUGUACCCACUUGCCAAACGUGGAUGUUCUGAACGUACGUUGUAUUUUUGCAGUCACGCUGCGCUACGACGCUUUGAAGUGAUAUAGUGACAUUUUUUGUAAAUUUAGGUGGAUAUCGACAGUGGUUUCGGUGUUUGUUGCUUCAAGCUACUAUAGUCACUCAUCCCGUUGGAACAGCAGCGAGCGAACAUGUAACAUCUCAGUUCAUGUAGUUUCGAAUGCGGGAAAAUAAAAGAUAAUACGAGGGUAGGAUAGCUUAUACUUUUGUCUUUUCAGCGACCACUGCCAUCUCCGUUAGUUUUGUGAGGGCUACCUUUUCCAAGUCAGGUGUCAUAGUCUGAAUGCGUUUCGAAACGAAAGACUAUCUUAGUCUGAGCGAAGAAUGCAAUAUUCAUGAAAAUCAUGUUCUGUGUCAAAAGAUUCACUACUGUUAGUUGUUUGUCCUGCUCUGAUUAGAAUUUACUGUGCAUAUCAGGAAUAGUUAGCACAUCAUGGAUCACAGUCUAGGUAAUAUGUCCGCCUCAUAUGUGGCCAGCAAGAGGAAAACGUUCAGGCCUAAACUGAAGCCCCAAACACCAGCUUUCUCAAAUAUUUUAGAGAAAGAGCUGGAUGGAGGGGGGAUUGGACCAGCCAAGAAUGAGGAAUCAAGUUCUCAGAAGACACAAAAGAUAAAAAGAACAUAUGGCAGAAAAAAGUACCAUGACCUCCAGACAGUACCCAUGAGUCCUGCUGAGGACUCAGCCAGCGAGUCCUCUUGCUGCUCAAUGGUCUCCUCCAACCUGGUCAAUGGCUCAGAGGACCCACCAGAGACCGCAGGUUACGUUACAGACAGUAGGAUAGGGUGUAGAGUCAGUCCACCCCGCUCAGACACACUGACAGGUUUUAGGGUGAAGAAACAGAAAGUUGAGGAAGAGGAUCAAUCUUCAGUCAAAAACCUUUCACAAGAAGUGUCAGUUCCAGUUCCUGUUGUACAACACACUCUGGCUCAGACUACACAGGACCAGAGACCUAAUCUCUGCACCAUGAAGAAAGAUCUGCCUUGCUAUCCUCCAGGGAGUCAAGAGGAGAGGUGGCACCUGCAGAUCAUGGAUAAAGGGCGGGUCACAUGUCCCAAGUGCAAAACAGUUGGGAGGAAGACUGUGGAAGGCCUGAAAAAGCACAUGACAUCUUGUAAACUGGACCCCUUCACUUGUCCGCAUUGUGGGAAAGAGCUGAAGUCUUCGGCAGGGAUGAAAUACCAUCUAAUGGCUGACCACAACAAUCUGCCUGCUCCUGAGGAUGGGCGCAGACUAGAUGAUCAGGCCAUGAAGGAGAAACUGAGAAAAGUUCUGAAGAGAAUGGGCAAAUUAAAAUGCUCUAAAGAGGGCUGCACUGGCAGUUUCACCAGUAUAAUGGGAUACCUGUACCAUAUGAAGAAGUGUGGUAAAGGAGAGUCAGAGCUGCAGAAGUUACUGCUGAACUGCAGACACUGUGGAAAGAGCUACCGUUCCAGGGCAGGCUUGGAGUACCACCUUAAAUCUGAGCACAGACCAACGCCGCUGAAGGUGGAAGAUGAGGAUUUGAAGACCCAAAGAGAGCCUAACCCGGAACGGACGCCGAGUGGCAGGGUAAAACGAAUGUCGGCCCAGGUGGCUGUGUUCCACCUGCGGGAAAUUGCUAGUGAGGAACUGUUAAAGGAAUGGCCCAAAAGGAAGGUGCAGCAGGAUCUAGUACCAGAUGACAAAAAGCUGAAAUAUGCAAGGCCAGGGCUGCCUACCUUUAGUCAGGAGGUCUUAAGGAAGUGGAAGAACGAAGUGAAGCUACAGAGAAAAGUUCAGUGCCCAAACCAGGGUUGUAAUUCAGUCUACACCAGUGUGUCUGGACUGAAGGCUCAUCUUGGGCUCUGUACAAAAGGGGAAUUUGAAGCAGGGAAAUACAAGUGCCUGAUAUGUGAUAAAGAGUUUAACUCAGAGAGUGGGGUCAAGUAUCACAUCAACUCUGUCCAUUCUCAGGACUGGUUUGUGGUGAGCUCCAAGGCUUCCAGAAACUUUGAAAAGUUGCUCAAGAACAAGCCCAAAGAGGACCAGUCUGAGUGUUCUGAACUUCGGUUUCUUCUGGGCUCCAAGAUGUGGCAGGAUGGGAAAGCUCCACCGCCAGCUUCGUGCGGUGGUCGGACAGGGUUCGGGCCAGAGGAGAAAGGAGACAGACAGGAGAAAGACUGUUAUAAUUUCAGUGGCAGUGACAGCCCAAGCAGCAGCAGCAGCAGCAGCAGCAGCAGCAGUGGAGGUUCGAGCAGUGAGUCUGAGGGAGAGGAGACGGAAGCCCUUAGACGUGACACGUGGACACUCAAAAGGCCAUCAGUUCUACCUGAUUCCAGCAAAGCACAGAGGACCAGCCCAAGGUUAAACAGAGAGAGGAAGAGAAUGGGUUUGCCUCGCGACGAAGACACAGAGGUCCAGUGUGAGCAAAGCAGCCCGAAAGAGAUGCCCCAGGAGACUAACGGUGAAUCCGUGACCUCCUCAGUGCUUCAGGCACCUGAGAAUGAAAACUCUAAUAUGGACAAGGAGGCAGAGACAGGGUCCUCUGUGAAUAACUCACAACUGGAAGUCGAGGAGAAUUCUGCGGGUCAGUCUGCUGAUGCCCAGCUAACUUUGGCCACUACCCAGAAAUCUUUGCCACCUAAAGCCAAGGCCAGAAGGGGACGUCCAAAGAAAAGUGCCGGUCGUCCAGGGAAACAACCAGAAAAAGCCAAAACACCUGUCUCACAAGUGCACAGUGAAGGAGAGACCUGUACAAUGUCAGAAUCCCCAGAUGUAACUGCCAGUGGGCGGCCCAAGAGGAGAGCUGCCAAAGUUGCACUAGAGUAUCUGCACACUCUGGCCAAGGACAUGGAGAAACACUCUGUGGAUCCUCAGAGAGAGAGGAGGGAGUCGAGUCCAGAGGACACACCCAGCCAAGUCCAGAAAACGCCCAGUGGGAGAAGAAUAGGAAGGAAGAGGAAAGCUCCAGACUACGACAGCGAUAAACAGGAGGAUGCAGACUUUGUUCCGGACAGGGAGAAUGAGAAGGAAAGCGAGGAGGAGGAUUCCCAGGAAGAGGGCGAUUCAGAAUCAGAUUUGGAACCCACCGUAGGUCGGCGAGGGAGUUCAACCAGGAAAGCCACUAAGUGGAUAGAGACUGUGAAAUGUCAGAGUGCAGGUGGCCUGGGGCAUACUGCCAUGCAGGCUGCAUGGGCCUGCUUCAGGAGCAACAAAGAAUUCCGUGAGGAACACCAUUCGCCCUGGGUCUUCCCUGAAUGGAUACCUUCCGUCAAAGACUGGAAGUUUCUGCCUGCGAGUGAGGCAGAGAAAUAUUUGCCUCAAGAGCAGGAGUCUCCAGCUUUUGCCUUUUCCAGAGAACAAAACAAAAGUGAAAGCUCUGUCCACCGGAUAAAAAGGUUUGAGGCAUUGCCCCACCACAGUGAACGCUGGGACACGCUCUUCUUCGUGGGUGGACCCGUCUGGUCCGUAGAGUGGUGUCCAUGUCCAGAUGGUGCCUUAGGACGGCAAUAUGUGGCACUCUACUGUAAUAGGGGCAUGGACGACAGACACAAAAUCAAUGUGGUCUAUUCAGAACCUGCUCUGCUCCAACUCUGGGACCUGGGAGAUCUCCAGCACAAUAACAGACCCAGCUCCUCUCCGUGCCUGGCCUACGCGGUUGCUCAGGAUGAAGGAAGUAUCUGGAACAUGAAGUGGUGCCCAGCGGGAUCAUGGGAGUUGCCUACUACCAGUAGAAAGGAGCCGCAUAUGGCCCGUCUGGGUCUCCUAGCUACAGCCUUCUCCAAUGGAACUAUUAGUAUCUUCAGUCUUCCACACCCAGAGGCCCUGAGGGCUCACAGAACAGGUAGAAGCAGAGGAGAGAUGAGCCCAGAGCCUCCGAUAUGCCAGGUGAAGUGUGUAGUAAAGCUGAAACUGGGCUCCCUCCAGGCAGAACAAGAUAGCCAGAGCGGACAGUGCUUUGCGCUGGACUGGUUACCAGUUAAACCACACAAUAUCCUCGCUGCUGGUUUCUAUGAUGGUAUGGUGGCCCUGUGGGAUUUGACCACGAAAUCUCUCUUGCAGCGGGUCAGGGCUCUAGACCAAGGCGUCACUCUGUUCCCGUACCACUGCUUCAUCGCCCACGACAACCUGGUCCGCAGCCUCAGCUGGUGCAAGGCUUCUGGAGAUCUCUUGGUUACGGCAGGAGAGGACCGUACAGCGAAGAUCUGGAACGUGAAGAAGAGCCACGCUCCGCUGACAGAGACCAGACGUUACAUGCCCACAGAGGUGGAGUGGCCUCUGCUCUGGUCCGGCUUUGUCCUGGCUCAGGAGUGCUGCUACGCCACACCCGGGCAGCAUGGGAUCCAUUACAUAGACUCAGGGUACUAUGGCUUCAAACCGUACAUCAUGGGUCCACGCAAGGCCACAGCAUGGAGUAUCUCUUUCUCUAACUGGCUGAGCUGCUGCGCUAUGGUCGACAACAUUGGGGAGUUGGUCGUUGCCUUGCUACCUGAUCUCACAAACAACCCCAACAACCUGAGACGCAAGAGAUUUCCGGUGAGCAGGACUGAAAUGGUCCAGUUACAGUCCAGUCAGAGGGCAUCAGAGGGAGAGACCAGUGACCAUACAGACCAUAUUAAUGGCCCCGAUCAGGAACCACAGACUUACAGAGGGGCAGUGAAGAAAUACUACCUCCGUUUCCAUGACAUGGACCUGAGGAAUUUUAAUAAGUACCAGGACAGGCCGAUUGUGAAGCACCUGCAUGCCACAGAGACUAAAGGUUGUCUGGCCCUGGACCGCACGCCUCUGAACGCCCUCUACAAGGUCCGUAUGAACCCAAACAUGAUGGCCCACACAUGGCUGUUGUCUGCAGGCCAGUCUGGUCUGGUUCGGGUCCACUGUAUCCAGGGUAUGAAGAGUUCUUACACGCAUAAGCUGGUCCAGGAGAGCCAGGUCCACUUCAGUGCCAUGUUCCCGUCUCAGGAUCCUGAGUCCAGUCAGAACACAGUGACUGCUGUACAUCAUUAUACUGCUGAGACAGUACGGGUUCUUUAG
Messenger RNA from Chanos chanos (milkfish), 5247 nucleotides. It is a transcript of the gene gtf3c2, whose product is annotated as general transcription factor IIIC, polypeptide 2, beta. NCBI's taxonomy places the organism in Eukaryota, Metazoa, Chordata, Actinopteri, Gonorynchiformes, Chanidae. Bases 688 to 5247 code for a protein of 1519 amino acids. Gene Ontology annotation, molecular function: protein binding; zinc ion binding. The transcript is spliced from 34 exons. The record is from RefSeq and is a predicted model, not a curated record.